AUGGGCGUUGUAGUUCUGGCUCUCCCCAAGCCCGGCGCGCCUCUCCUCGAAGCGUCCCCCGCGCGACGCCCCGGCGCGGUGGGCGAGGGGCGACCCGACCCCAGUUCGCCCCUGCGGCGCCGGGACGAGGGAGGAUUCGAACUGGGGUCUCCGGGGCUGCGCCGGCCACCCGGUUGGCGGGCGGCCGGGGAGGAUGGACCGGGGACCGCGUCUCAGCAGCCGAGGCUAACCCUGCAGGCUGCCAACCCAGCUUCGCUCCUCAACGCCAACCCUGUGCUCCAGCGAGCCCUCCUCAUCCAACAGAUGCAAGGUAACUUAAGAGGCUUCAACGUGGCCGCCGCUCCUGUGUUGCAGCAGUUCUUCCCUCAGGCCACACGGCACUCUCUGCUGGGCCCCCCGCCGGUGGGGGUCUCCCUCAAGCCCCCCCACCUGGCUUUCUCGGCCCUCCCGUUUCAUCGCCAGAAUCGGACUUUUCGCAAGGACUUUCCAAGGGUCGCCGAGAGGAAGCGAGAGGCAGACGGCGCGUCGUCCUCCUCUCAAGGGCAAGGCGAGGAGGGGGCUGCACCGGUGGGAAAGCGGCCUGGCUCUCCGCCUUCAGAGACCCCGCUAGAGUCCCUUCGGGAUGGCGAGCCGGCGGCCAAGCAGCUCCGAAGUGAAGCAGAAAUCUCCAACUCUGAAGAUACAGCGGGCUUUCUAAAAGCAGAAGAGGCUGGCGCUGAAUCUCAGCUGGAGGAUGCCGACCCCGGGGAAGGAGAUGCCGCGGACGCUGCUUUGGAGGAGAACUUUGAAGAGGAGGUGACAACGCCAGAGGUGGUGAGCAGCGCUGGCACUCUGAAGGUGACGAUCCAGCAGAGCAGCGAGAGCCGGGUGAUCAGCACCACCCCGGCGCUCAAGCCGGGCCCGUCCCACCCCGUCCUGCACGCCAGCCCCGGAGCCGCCUUGAAAUUCUACUGCUACAUCUGCAGAACGAACUGCUGCAGCCAACAGAAUUUCCAGACGCACAUGGCAGGGACGCAGCAUCAGCAGCGGCUCCAGGACAUCCAGCGGAUGAGCAACGUUUGCCUUGUCUCCCUGCUGCCUAUGGCGAAGGAGCCAACGCCGCCAGCAGACAGAGACGGGGAGAGCCAGCAACGCUGGUGUAAUACCUGCCAGCUGAACUUCAGGGGUGACCUGAUCAAGCAUCGUCGGACUCAAGAACACAAGCUGGCCAAACGUUUCCUCCGCCCCUUUUGCACCGUCUGCAGCCGUUACUUCAAAACUCCCCGCAAGUUUGUGGAGCACAUGAAGUCCCUGGAGCAUAAGCAGAAGGCUCAAGAGGUGAGGCUGGCCGAGAAGGAGCUGGAUGGACCAGAAGACUCGGAGGAGCUGAUCACGGUCGACGCUGUGGGAUGCUUUGAAGAGCAGGAUGAGGAAGAUGAGGAGGAAGAUGAGGAAGCCGGGGAGGCGGGCCAGCUGGAUUCGGCAGAGGCACUGAGUCAGCAGGUUGGGCACAGAGAAGCGUCUGUGGAAGACCCAGGAGAAGAUGUUGAGUAUUGUCCAGACACGGUCUACGGCCUGGACUUUCUGGUUCCCGUGGCAGGUUUCCUCUGCCGGCUGUGCCACAAAUUCUACUCGAGCGACUCGGCCACGCGGCUGACCCACUGCAAGUCCCUGAUGCAUUUUGAGAACCUUCAGCGAUACCGGGCCUCCCGGCUCCAGGCCACGGCUGCACACGCGGAGGCCCCCCUGCAGCCCCUUCAGGGGCUGAGCGACCAACAGGCUCCCACUGCAACGAAGCUGCAGGAUCCUGAAGAGGCACUUACUGGACACAAGAGAAUUACAACCUUGGGGGCCCCUUCUGAGCCCCCCGGGGCAAUCCAGAGAUGCCCGGGAGACUUUGAAACGGAGGAUAUCUGCGGAGCUCCCGUCAUCGAUGAGAAAUGCAGCCCGUCGCCGGUGAGCGACAGUUCCUUAGGGCAAGACGCUGGGGUGUCAGGGGAGGGGGCUGGACUGUACCCCCCAGGAGAGCAGCUUAGUCUGGAGAUUCAGCAAAAGGCGGCUGUAGAUUCAGCAUCAACCAACGAAGAGAACGCCAAGCCGAGCAAAGGCAUGGCCGGCCGGGAUGGGGGGCCUCCCACACCGGCUGAAGGAGAGACUGUCUCUGCCCCCCGGCGGUCAAACCGGCGCAGGGCAAGAUGAGAGUUAUGGCAAAAGCGGCCUUCCUCAUCUGUAGAUUUUUCUGAGAGCUUUCUCCCUCCCUUCGCCUUCUACUUAUAGAGAAAAAGAGAUGCUCUAGUUUUCCUGCAGUUGGUUGUUUAAAAAAAAAAAAAAUUAAAAACCCUACAGCUUUUCUGUCUUCGGUGCAGGAUUUACCCCGAG
Messenger RNA from Python bivittatus (Burmese python), 2358 nucleotides. The record is from RefSeq and is a predicted model, not a curated record. Lineage: Eukaryota; Metazoa; Chordata; Lepidosauria; Squamata; Pythonidae.